This is a messenger RNA of Molossus molossus (Pallas's mastiff bat), 1757 nucleotides long. RefSeq names its product lymphocyte antigen 6H-like. The transcript is spliced from 4 exons. The record is from RefSeq and is a predicted model, not a curated record. Gene Ontology annotation, molecular function: acetylcholine receptor inhibitor activity; acetylcholine receptor binding. Gene Ontology annotation, cellular component: plasma membrane. The coding region runs from base 45 to 470 and encodes 141 amino acids. Gene Ontology annotation, biological process: acetylcholine receptor signaling pathway. Lineage: Eukaryota; Metazoa; Chordata; Mammalia; Chiroptera; Molossidae.
CCAAGGAAGUGGACGCCAGCACUGCGCGCCGGUGUCCAGGAGCCAUGAGAGGCCUCCAUCUCAUCCUGCUGAUGGCGCUGCUGUGCUCCGACCGUGCCCUGAGCCUGCAGUGCUAUAGCUGUCAUGAUAACCAGUGCGGAGUCCUCCCGUGCAUAGGCGUCUGCUUCAAGAGCCACGUCGUCUUUACCCUGGCGGGAGGGCAGAAGACGAAGUCGUAUAUUUCAAGUUGCGCCCCUUCUUGCGAGUUUGCCUCAAACAUGUUGCAGAAUUCUGUCGCAGAGGAGUUGAGUCACCUGCACCCCGGCUUAACGAACGAGAAGGGUCAGCUGCUGUACACGUCUGAAGUACAAGGCCUCUCUUGCUGUGGAAGUGACCUCUGUAACGGGGUGGCCCAGGUGGGGCGCAGCUUCUGGGUCUUCGCCGGGGGGCUCCUGCUCAGCCUGGGGCCAGCCGUCCUCUGGACCCUGUAGUGAGGACAACCCCGCUUCAGGCACAGGGAAGGGCAGCUGUGUUCCACAAAGCAGAGCAGAGGCCCCCGCGAGCUCGCCAGUCCACUGCACACCUGCACACCCUCAGACCUGGGCCUACUCACGAGGGCUCCUCAUACACCAGGGGCCCAGGGAAGGAGGCCAGCCCCACCCUGAGGUGACCCUCGGCCACUCUGGCCAGCGCCCUGCUGUGCCAACAAGCCUGUCACAUUUUGCUGCCACCAUCAAUUAACCACUGACCCAGAGGCAGAGACCAGGGAGCCCUGGCUGGACGGGUCUCCAGGAGAGCAGCACCCACUGCCCUGUGGCCAGUCCUGCUACCAGUGUGCCCACACCAGAGAAAAUAAACCCUUUCUAGCACCCACUGGCUCUUAGUCAUUCAGACCUCAGCCAUGCGAGAAGCGCUUCCUCCAAUGCGCGGCCUGCCCUCCGGCCCCCACCCCACCAGGACUUUCCUGGGCAGCUGCCAGGGCCCGGUGGUGGAGGAGGUUCGGGGAACUGCAGGGUCCCCUCGGUCUGGUCAUUCACUUUCUUCCCUUCUGAGCACCUGCCCCCAAGGGGGCCCAGGCUCACAGGAGCCUGCUCCUCACCACGGGAUAGGGGUGGCCAGGGCUGCCCUCCUCCCCAGGUCCCCCAGCUGCAUCUUCCAGGGAGAGAAGCCCCCACCCUUUCCUGCCCCCUGGCCCUGAGGACUCCCUGAGUAUGGGUCCGGAGGGCCUCAAGACCAGAGUGGGGACCUUACCAAAUGGGGAACAAGACAUGGGAAGGGGACAAAUGCCAAGCCCAGGAUGCUGUCCUUGCGCCUCUAUUGGUGGCUGGGACAUGACUCCGCACCAGCUGGGUUUUCUCCACAGGAGCCGGGGGAGCAGAGUAGAGCAGACCAGGGACCCCUCCCGGGGUCCUUUCCCCACCUGAGCCGAAAGGGAGACUCAGCCCCAACCCUGCACAAGGGGGGCCACCCCUCCCCAGGCUUCGAGGAAGUGCAGGGCCUGGGGAGGGGGCACAUGCCCCAUGGGGUGGGACCUCUGGAGCCUGGAUAUCUGGAAACCCCAGCACCCUCCUUCCUGUGUCUCCCCAGCUCCAAUGCAGCCCCCAUGUAGGGGACCCUGACACCCCACACCCAACCUUGUGCAUUGGGGGCUCAGGGUGAGGAUGUGGUGGGGUGCCUUGUGGGCAAAAUGGCUUGAAGAACCCUGGGCCCUGCCCACCCAUUUCAAACCUUUAACUUCUGAUUUUGAAAUCAGCUUAAUACUGCCCGGCUGGUGUGGC